Zingiber officinale is the source of this 1741-nucleotide messenger RNA. RefSeq names its product probable WRKY transcription factor 49. Gene Ontology annotation, biological process: regulation of DNA-templated transcription. NCBI's taxonomy places the organism in Eukaryota, Viridiplantae, Streptophyta, Magnoliopsida, Zingiberales, Zingiberaceae. The transcript has 2 exons. The coding region runs from base 709 to 1554 and encodes 281 amino acids. The record is from RefSeq and is a predicted model, not a curated record. Gene Ontology annotation, molecular function: sequence-specific DNA binding; DNA-binding transcription factor activity.
ACAACCCGCACUUCAAUAAAUAACCUAUGACGCUUGACUUCAACUGUCCUCUUUACCAUUCAAAAAAAGUCAACUCGAUCAAAAAAAAUCCCUGCACCAACAGAUUAUUUAUUUAUUUUUUUUUUUGCAAAAUGUAUCAACUAAAUUUGAACUAAAACAAUAUAAUUCGAAAACUAUAUAACCCACAGAGGUGCAUAUUCUCAAUCUCUAGAAAAUUGAAUGAACCAAAGACCGUAGGUGCCCAUAACAAUCAUCGAAGAAAGUAAGGGUCCGUGAUGGCUUUCACUCAACCUUCUCUUUAUCGUUUUCUCUCGAUGUUCCGGUUGCCAAAGAGAUGGUUACGCGCCCUAAGCUAAUACAAUUAUCGAAACCGAAACUUUUUCGGUAGUGUGGUGGUUGCCCCAUGAAGUACAGCAGGUAGAAGCAACAUGCCCCACUGCUGUGCCUGAAGGAAGUGAUCAAAACCCCUCCAUUAGCUAAGAGACUUUUACAUGGUGACGUUGACUUUAACUAUGACAAAGAUCAUGCAUUAGUUGACUUUAUCCAUGACAAAGAUCAUGCAUUAGUUGGAUACGGCCCAUCAAAUGUAUACUUUAGUGGUUGACAUUUGUCCACAAGUCCACUUAAGUGAAUCCUCAUGCUUUAAAAGGCCUAGCAUUCUUUGAAAGAAAAUUCACAUGCUUCGAGCGCCGUUUGCUCAAUUCUUCGAUGGCAAAAGGAGGAGAUGAAUCGGAGGCCAAUUGGGUCGCGGAGUGGCUCAACGACAACACUCGUUCUAUAUUUGUCGCGGGGGAGGGGCACGGUCCGGGGGACUCAGCCUUUCGGGCAGCUGAAAUGUGUUGCAGGUGCGGUUUUUACAUGCUGACAUAUUCAAUUGCGGGUGAGACGGUCAGCUUGAUCCCGAUCCUCUCUUGCAGGGUUUCGACACCGGAGAUGAGUUUAGCGAGCAAGUUGGACAGCAAGUACACGCUGCGGAUGAAGAUGUGCGGUACCGGGCUGGCUGACGACGGCUACAAGUGGAGAAAAUAUGGUCAGAAAUCUAUCAAGAACAGUCCCAAUCCAAGGAGUUACUACAAAUGCACUAACCCGCGAUGCAGUGCCAAGAAGCAAGUAGAGAGGUCCUCAGAAGAUCCCGAGAUGCUUAUCGUAACAUACGAAGGUCUCCACCUCCAUUAUACUGCACAAUUCCUGCUGUCUCAGACCCAGGACUAUUUCACCUACACCGCGAAGAAGCCCAAGUGCACGACAAUCCUACAGCCUGAUGUUCCGAUGUAUCAGUCGCUAGGAACAGACCAAAGAGGGCCAAACGAUGAACUUGAACGGAGUACAAAGAAUGCUGCAGACGACAGAAUGCAGAAUUGUAUACUUGAAGAUGUCGUGCAUAGAUCACAAGGCCUAUUGGAAGAUGUUGUGCCCUUGUUGGUGAGGAAGCCAGUCGUCUCAGCCGCAUUGUCAGAGGAUCAUAAUCUCUCGACGCGGUCUCCAUCUUCGACGCGAUCUUGGAGCCCUGUCUCCUCUUAUCUUGAUAUGAAUAUCUUUUCCAGCAUCCUGUGAGCAGUGAACAACCAGAUGCAAGCAAGUUCAACUUCAAAUUAUAUCGAAAUUCGAUAUGAAUUGGAUCAGGAUAUCGAUAUCUGCUAUGGUAGAAUGUUCUUACUUCCAUUUUCGAUGUAAUAGUUGGAUGUAGGAAGAUGUUCAAUAUGCAUGUAUAAACCUGAUAAGCGAGAUCUUGUUUGAUAUA